AUGUCUGAUGCCGGAGAUGUCGCGCCCGUGGUUGUUUCCGUCACCAAUGGAGAUGAGGGCCAUGGAGGUGACGACGGACAGACAGUACCGGUGCGAAAGAGAAGCACAGCUCGAUCGAUAGAGCGAGGAGUUGCCUCUCCGAAAUUAACUCCCGAUGCAAAUCCUUUGAUUCGGCGGGCAACAAGUUUGGAUCUCGACGAUUAUUUUAAAGGACCUCGUGACAUCGAUAGGCAUUCGAAAUGGCCCUUGUUCUUAAGAGUUCACGGCAGCAUCUUGCCCAAGAUGAUCGUGCCUUUGCUGUGGGUUGGCGGCUGGGCGACUUGCAUCACCUUGAUCUCCAAAUAUGUACACGAUUUAAGCGUCAGCUCCGUUCUCCUCACCAUCACCGGUUUCGUCGUUGGUCUCGGCUUGUCCUUCCGAGGCUCGACAGCCUACGAAAGAUAUUCGGAGGGGCGCAAGUACUGGGCGCAAGUCAUGUUGGCGUCACAAAAUCUCGGAAGGAUAUUCUGGGUGCAUUCCAAGGAAAAAGACCCCGAGAAAAGGAAACUGCACAUGUUGCAUGUAAUGACUGCUUCAAAUCUCGUCGUCGCAUUUGCCAUCUCGUUGAAGCACAAGCUUCGUUUCCAACCUUACACCGGAUACGAGGACCUCAGCCACUUAGUUUCCCACUUACAUACCUUUGCCGGCGAGGCAACCAAGAAAGACCCUUCCAAAUCAAUCAUUCCUAAGAAGACUUGGUUCAAAGAGAUGGGGGAAUACCUCGGCCUAUCGUUUGCGGCAAGCAAUCCCCGCAAGACAUUAAAGAAGGCGGAUGCUCCGCUUGGGAACUUGCCGCUUGAAAUACUCAACUACCUCGGCGCGUAUCUUGACAAGCUGAUCGCCGAAGGGAAACUGUCCGUGUCGAUCCAGCAAACUAUUGCCUUUAACAACCUUGCCUCGCUGAAUGAUGCUCUCACCGGAACCGAGCGAGUCCUAUCGACCCCUCUACCAAUCGCCUAUACCAUCGCCUUCAGCCAAAUCACCUGGGUCUAUGUUAUGCUCUUACCCUUCCAACUCUAUGCCACCUUGGAAUGGGUGACAAUUCCUGCAACCAUUGCCGCAUCCUAUAUCAUUCUAGGCCUGCUUUUUAUUGGUCGUGAAAUCGAAAACCCCUUCGGCGAGGACGUGAAUGACUUACCCUUGGAGUCAUAUUGCGAGCAGGUUGCCAAUAACCUCGAUAUAAUCGCAGCACAGUCGAUAGAGCUUGAGAAUCUGCUUUCCCACGUCGAGAGCCAUGAAAAUAGAGUCUUAUUCCCGACGAGCUCAGCACCAUUCACCAGCUGGACUCAACGGAGUGAGGAGAGCCUAAAAGAUGCGAUCAGGGGCAAGCCGCUAGCUACCUUCGAGUCCAAGACCCAUCAUCAGAGUUUUGAUGAAAAGCGGGAGCGAAAAGAGGAGCUCAAAGUUGGAGAGCACGCAGUUUGA
Scedosporium apiospermum is the source of this 1464-nucleotide messenger RNA. RefSeq lists its product as uncharacterized. The record is from RefSeq and is a predicted model, not a curated record. NCBI's taxonomy places the organism in Eukaryota, Fungi, Ascomycota, Sordariomycetes, Microascales, Microascaceae. The transcript is spliced from 5 exons. Bases 1 to 1464 code for a protein of 487 amino acids. Gene Ontology annotation, molecular function: chloride channel activity.